Messenger RNA from Coturnix japonica (Japanese quail), 7475 nucleotides. RefSeq names its product proline rich 35 (gene PRR35). The record is from RefSeq and is a predicted model, not a curated record. Lineage: Eukaryota; Metazoa; Chordata; Aves; Galliformes; Phasianidae.
UUUAAGGGCUCACUGCCUCUGGUUGGAGAUCUUUUCCUUUUGUAGGUUUCCUCUGCAAACCUGGCAUCUUCUCAUACUGCUGUCCAAUUGCUACAUGGUCCAAUAAUGAAGACUGGCCUUUCAACUGCAGGACAACUUGUGUUGCUGGUGUUCAAGGUUAGGAUGCUGGAAGAGCUCUGGCAGGUGCCCUGGAUUCCUCAGUUUCACAUCCAUAACGUCCCUGGGAUCUUUCUGGUACUUUGACUUAGUAGGUAUUUCACCAAAGCUGGAACAACAAUCCCACGGUUGGGAUCUCAAUAAGGGUCACUGGGAAAGCAUCAGAAAUGCACACAAACAAGCUGGGUUGAGCUUCCCUGAACCUGAGUGGUUUGUAGGCACCAAAUUUCUUACAUCCCAAGAAAUGCUUUCUCAAGGAAGACUGAACUGGAUGAGCAGAGAGAGUAAAGGAAAGCCAUGACUUCCUUCUGUUAGCUGUACAGUUUCUGUCCCACAGGAGCUAUAAAGCAGCAGCAAUCCCUGUGCCUGCGAUUACCCAAAUUCACUCAGGACAAAGAAUUUGUUGUGACAGGAUGGACAGGAGGAGGAGAGGAAAGAGGGAGAGGAUGUGGACAGAAGGAGAAGAGGGAACAGCUGUGCUGUCUCACCGUGUCCUCCAUGCCUCACCCAUUCCUUGGCUGGCCAUGUGGGCACUGCUGCACCUUCAACAAUUGGUCCUGGCCAAGUCCACUUGUCCUGUUCCUUCCACUGUAAGUUACAGCUAAUGCCACCCAUUGGGACGGGCUUUAUGGCAUCAUGAAUUCCUGUGGAGAGCAUUGAAGUUCUUGGAUCAGGAAGGCAAAGGGCUGAUAUUUAUGAGGCAUCUCCACUCAGCAGUGAUGCUGCCCAUUGCACAACAUUUACCUCUGUCUUCCAGGACCUCUUGGGACCCUCGGCCUUGCAGAGCUGUACCUUGCCGUUCUUCACCCCUGGUGCUGCAGCUUCUUUCCCCUCUCACUCCCCCUUUCCUCCUCCUCCUCUCCCCAGCUCCGUAGCAGUUUCCUCGGGAGUGUUCAGCUUGCUGACACAUUUGCCACAGAUGGAUGGUGCACACGGAGACAGCUGUCACUCCUGAUUUGCGGUCCGCUGCGUGACAGCGGGACUGAUGCCUUCUGAAAGGCCGUCUCGCGGAGCACAUGCACUCUGACAUUCUUCGAGAUGAGCCCUACAGACACCUCUCAAUGGACCUCGGGAGAAGCUGGCAAGCUAACCCUUCCUGCUCCCCCCCCUCCCCGAAGCAGCCUGCAGGCUGGAAGAAAGCAAGCACUCUGGUGUGCACACGAACACACACACACACACGCGGCCAACCUCCUUGGGUAGUUCUCUGCCACCACUGGCCUGCCAGGUCCCAGCCCGGCUGUUUGCUCCUGAUGCUGGUGUAUGAAGUGAGGCAGGCUGAGAUUUGCAAGAGGGAAAGGUCAUCAGUGAAGCUGUUCUGUUCCCCUUUUCCAUCUUUCUAAUUGCAGGAGGGAGGGAUGUGAGCUCUGUUUUCACUCCGCCAGAGCAGCUGCCUCCAGUCUCUGGAGUUCCUCUCUUGCAGCAUAAACUGACUCUGCAGCACCAGCCCCCUCCGGGCCUCUGCCUUCUCCAUCACUCAUAGUGCUCUCCAUCACUGAUGAUGGUUUCCAUCACCGAUGGUUGUCUCCAACGCCUCUGUUCCACACGGGAUGAGGUCACAGCAAGAUGGAAAUCCCUUCCCUUGGCUGAGGGUUUCCUCCCACUUCCCCCUAUGGGGCAGGCUGCCAUAUUGGGUCUGGCAUUUGCUAUGAUGGUUCCUCACACCAGCCUGAAACCAGCUGCAAACUUAAGGCACAGGAAGCCCUGGGAGGUGGUGAAGUCCCCAUCCUCAAAGUUGAACUGUGGAGAUGUGGCUCUGAGGGCCAUGGAUCGGUGAGUGGAUGGUUGGGCUGGAUGAUUGUAGUGGUGUUUUCCGACCUUAAUGAUCCGUGAUUGAAUGAACCUAUGGACAAUACCUUUCUGGUGGGGUUUUCAGCUGGACAAAGAGGAAAUAGUCUUCAGCUCUGAGCUGAAGGAUGUAGGAACCUGCAAGUACAGAACCAUGUAGGAGCCUGCUCAGCAAGACAGACAGAAAAUGUGUGAGUUUGCACCAGGGCUCAGCUUUCCUGGGCCCCUCAGCAACAAGAAAUGAGGCUUCCAUUCAGCCAGCUGUGAAGGCUCUGCAGGUGUCCAAAAUGUGUUAACUCACUUACAAGCAGCAGAAUAAUAGGCAUAGAGGGCUUCAGUGCAAGUAUGCUGCCUUUGAGCAUUAAAGCUGAAAUUCAGCUCUGUUAUAGGGGAAAGGAUAAUUCUGGUCUAUCAGGUACCUGUGCCCAGCCAGCAUCAGCACAGGCUGCAGGCAAAGCAGGACUGAGCCAGGUCCUACCAGGGCAAGAGGGAACAUUUACCCCAUGAGAAAGCAGGCAGGACAUCUCCAUCUAUGGCAAAAUCUUAGGAACAAGAGUCAGAAGAUGCAGUGCACGGAGGGGUAUUUUGGGGAGAAGGGGGGGCAGUGAAUGAGGGUGAAACGGGCCACGUUUUUAAUGAAAAAUGCUUCAUUUCUGAACCUUAACAAGAUGAAUGUAGAAACGUUUGGGAAAAGUAGUGGCAGAGGGCAGAGAAGCUGACAGUUAAAACUAGAUGGAGAAGAACACAAAAUGGGGUGCCCAGAAGGUCAUGGUCAGCACAACGUGGAGUGGAUCCCAACUGCUGGGGAGGCUGGUGGUGGAAGAAGCCUCUCCUUUCAAGAGAUGCUCUAACACCAUCAGGGUCAUUGGCAGCCUUGUGCACGCCUGGCACGGGGCUGCCCUGGUCCCGGAGCAGCACCAGGUACCAGGAGAUGCCAUGGAGAAGAACGUUGUCCUGAAAACCCACGGCCUGGGGCUGGAUGGCUGCAGAGCCGCAGGCAGCAGCAGCACAGCACAGAGGCACGGAGCGUUUUGCAGUCAGCACCUGUGAGCGGGGCUGCGGCCCCUCACCUGCUCCGGCAGCGAAGCAGCGGGAUCAAGGCGAGCCGUGAAUGUCUGGAGGCCUCGCAGAGCACAUGAAAGCGGCUGCUGGGAGCCGCGAUCACAGGCGGAGAGCGGGGAAAGUUCGGCUCGGGCGGGGAUUUCUGGCAGGCAGAUCGCUGGGAGCUGCGGAGCAUGUGAUGCUGCCUUCCAUAUAGGGGCAGGAGCAAAGCAAGACCAACUGAUGGACGCCCUAGGGCCAGACUUGCAGACAAUAUAUAACCUACUGCACGAUCUGAAACGCUUCCCACUUUCACAGCGCGAACAUCAGGCGGAGCUCAGCCGUGCUGGGAGAGCAGCCCUGGUGCAGGGCACACAGAAGUUCCUGGUGGAGGCAGAGUGAGAUUUAGGCACUGAGCCUCUCUGCUCCCACCAGGAGCCAUCUCCAGAAACCCACUGCCAUGUCCAAGGACGACGUGGGCUGCAAGCUGACCUCUGUCUACAAACACAAGGAGAGGAAGCCAAAAAAGCCCCACUACAUCCCGAGGCCAUGGGGCAAACCCUACAACUACAAGUGUUUCCAGUGCCCCUUCACGUGCAUGGAGAAAUCCCACCUCUACAACCACAUGAAGUACAGCCUGUGCAAGAACUCCCUCUCUCUCCUCAUCGAGUCUGACUGGCCCUACAAGAAGGGCAACCUGCUUCACCCAGAGCUGCGGCUCCUCCAUGCCACCGAGGCCACGCGGCUGCGCGGGCGGCAGGACGAGCCAGAGACCUGCGACUCCUCGGCCACAUCGGGAGGGUCAGGAAGAAUUAAGCAGCCCCCAGGCAGGGGUGGCCAUGAGGAGAAGUCGGCAUCAGGAGUGGAGAUCCUGCCUGCUGAAGGGGCUGGGGAAGAAGGCAGCCCAUUCCAAGAGGAGGAGGAGGAUGUGGCUGGCCUCUUGAGGCAGAUGGAUGCGGGGGAAAAGAAGGAGAAAAAUGAAGAGGCAGGUUGCCAAGGUGAUCCAGCUGAACCAGAAGUGAACACUUUGGUCUUUGGCUUCAAGAACAAGAGAGAGAAGCCUUGCAAGGAGGUGGAGCCUGACUUUAUCAUCACUGAUGUCUUCUCCCUCAAGAACCAUGUCAUGAAGAGCAGAGAAAUGGCCUCCCCGGACCUAGAAGCUAAGCCAAAGCAUUGCAAAGUGCCAAAGAAAUGCCUGGCCAGUGGUGGGAUACUCAUGGAGCAGUGGAAACUGGUGGCAAAUGGGCAAAGGAGGAGCACACCUGAGGUCUCCCCACCUUGUACCGACAGCAACAUCAUCCCAUGCUACCCACCUCCAGCCUACAGUGACUACCACGAACCUCAGGGCCUCAACCUCUCACUGCUGGGCAUCAACUAUCCCCUGAACCCCAACCUAUUCUCCUACCUGAGCCCCACCAUGGCCAGCAGCGCGACAACACACCCGCACUUGGCUCAGCUGCCAUUCCUGGCCUCCACGGCCCAGCUGAUGCACCCACAUGCUUCCCAUUUCCAGCCCCUGCAGAGCCCCGAGCGCUCUGCCUUCCUGCCUCGCUUCUACUACCCUUUGCUCUUUGAGCACACCUUCAGCUCUGCAGAAGGCAAGAUGUCCUCCAGCAAGCCGGAGGCCCAGCAGCUGGUGGGCUCGGUCAUGCCCACCCCUCCCCAAGCCAAGACUCCCAGUGAGCCAUCCAAACCAGGGCUGCUGAAGGUACCGGUGCUGAAAACAAGCUUUCCUUGGCCCAAAGGUGGUAGAGAAGAGCCAGCCCUUGAGCUCAGCCAUGGACACAUACUGGGGCAGGAAGAAGACAAAUGGCUGCCCCAAGAGAAGGAGAGCAACCCGGACCUGGGACUCAACAACCUGCGCAAAAAGCCAACCACCGACAUCUUCCAAAACCUGGGGGGGAUGAAGGAUGCCACUUUUGCCCCCAGCAGCAUCCAGAAGGCAGAGCUGACAGCAGUGACCUGCCUGGAGACCAGCAGUCCCACAGGCAACAACCUGAAGAGGAAGCUCCCUUCCAAUGAUCUGGAUUUGAUAGGAUCUGAAAUGCUGAUGCCUGGAAAAGUCAGCUAUCAGAGCAGUGGUUUGAGGGCCAGCACCGGCCACAUCCCCAGGGCUCUGGAUCACUGGCACAUGGAUGUCCUGGCAGGCUGGUCUGAGGAACCUGAGAGGGGCAAAGACCCUGAAGCCCUGCCCUGUGCAGGUGCUGCCCCUGAGCACAGCCUCUGCAAGCAGAGCAGAGAGCAAGAACCUUCUGCCACCAUGACAGACUCUGAGGCUGCAACGGUGCUUAUUGGGGACCUCUCCAAAACCUUGGAGGAGUACCAGGAGGUGGAGAAGAAACUGUCUGACCUGGCAAAGGAGGACACUCCCGGGCAGAAAGAGCUGAGGGAUCAACUAGUCAAAAUCCGAAGGGAGCUCUACCACAUCCACCAGGCAUUGGAGAAAGCCUCCAAACCCCACGAGGGGCCCCUGGACCUCUCGGUGAAGAGACCCUCUGAGGGCCUGGAGAAGUGCCCGCAGACCAAGAAGGAAACAUGCAGUGUAGGCCUGGGGAUGGAGAAGCUCCAUGGCAAAGACCAAGGAGCCCUCAACAAAUGUUCAGCCCCAGCUGAGGCUGGAGAUGAGGAGGGGCUGCCAAGCUGCCUCCUGGAGGCUGAAAACAAAACCAUCGACCUGCUGAUCAAGAUGAGCCACUCGGAAAACCUCCGGGCAUCCUCUGAGCCCCACCUGGGUGCGGUGAUCAAGGCGGAGGUGCUGCCCCUCGCCAUGCCGCUGGAGCUACGGCACGUCAUGGAGCCCUACUACAGCCGCACCACCAAGUGCGAGGCGGACUCCAGCGUCCUGCUGUGCUCUGAUGGCAGAUCCAGCACCACCCAGGGCCCUCCGCUCCCCGUCACUGCUGAGGAUGGGCCGCUGGGAUGCCGGGCCAUGCAGCGCUCCCUGUCCUGCAGCCUUCCCAGUGAGACAGACACGGUGUGUGUCCACAGCCCUUUGCAUGCUGACCCUUAAUUCCACCUUGCUUGAAAGCUCCUGGAUCUCACUAGCCACCUCAUGCUUGACCUUCCUAGUGUCCCAGCUCUCCGGUAUCCCUCCUCCCCACAGAUGAAAGCUUCACCACUGCCUGACUCCAUAAAGUGUAAGAAACCAGCCCGUGACCCCCUCCCCACUGUCCUUUUGGGCUCUGCAUGUUCAACAGCCUCAGCUCCCUGGUCCUGGAGCUCCCUUUGGAAGGGAAGUCACUAGCAGGCAAGAAAAUCGAGCUGCUAAAAGCACCAAGCUUUCCAUUGAAGGCUCAUCCAGUCUUAUCAGAGACUCUCAGGGACUUCUGCAACCCAGCUCCCAUAGCAGGGGUGGGACCACAAAUGGGGUGUCUGCAAGACCAAGCCUGGGUCCAGAUGUGGUUGUGCUCAAGAGACUGUGUCUGUCACCUUUGUACAGAGCAGAGCUGUGACAACUUCAUCCCAUGGUGGCUUCAGGGUCACAGAAGGGAAGUGUUCACCCAGAUGAACUGACCCAGAGGCCAAGUACCUCCCACACUGUAAAGACAAGAACAUCUUCCCAGCCACAGCGACAAGAAGAUGCAAUAGCCAUCUCGCCUCAAAGCAUGGCUCCACAUCUGGGUGCUGAGCUCUCUGUCCAGAGGACUUGCCAUGCAUGGGUACUGCGGGGCUGCAGGGACACGUUCCUGCCCAUAGUUCUUCCAGUGUCCAGCUGUUUUUCUUGCCUUUACACAGACAUGACUUUCCUUCCCUCUGCCCCCUUGGCCUCUCCCCAUGCAGAUAUGAUGCAUGCUCCUCACAAAGACCCAUGUCCCUGCAGGAUACCAUUCCCAUGAGCUCCUGCCCACUAGUCCUAAACUCCCAAAUGAUGGUAAAUAGGACAGCAAAAGGGGUGAGAUGGUGGUGCUGUGAGCCCUGCUGCUCAAGACACAAAGAUGCUGAAAACAACUGUAAAGGGACUUUGAGAUAUGCAGCUUCUGUGCUACCCACCCCUGCCCACUCAGCCCUUACCUCCUCUGAGGAACAGAACCACUCCUGGGUCUCUCUGCCCACCCCAAACCCCAUCUCCUCCCUGCCCCAAGCAGCACGUUGUAUUUCCUAGCAGAUCCUGGGCAUCUUAGAGGUCUGAGACACCAGAGAAGGAGCUGGGCUCCCAGACCACCAGCCCUGGGCUUCAGCAGGAGGUCUGUGCCCAGACCACCACACAGUGCUGCCUUUCUCCCUUUUAGCUGAUGGAUUGCUCGAGCACAGGUUGCCUCCCCACACCAGUCCCUGGCUCCAUCCCACCACCCCCACCUGGGACCCCCCCCCACUCACCGGUGCCUGGGGCGGCAGCCGGUGCCCGCAGCCCUCGCUGCAUCACUCACGGCCUCUCCUGCCUCCGCACUAAGCCAGGGGGCAGGCAGGAGGUAGAGGCCAACCACACACUAUUUAUUGUUCACAGUUUUACGAAUGUACAAAAUGAAAACCAAACCAUUAAAAAGAAAAACCUC